Molecule: messenger RNA, 855 nt
Organism: Fusarium musae
Lineage: Eukaryota; Fungi; Ascomycota; Sordariomycetes; Hypocreales; Nectriaceae
Exons: 2
Coding region: 1-855 (284 amino acids)
Molecular function (GO): hydrolase activity
Source: RefSeq, a predicted model, not a curated record
AUGCAUCAACCGGAAUAUCCUCCAGAUUUUGUCCUUUACUAUGCACACGGUGGUGGGUUCUUGAUGGGCUCAAGUUACUUUUACCUUGAAUUCCUCAUGGCCUGGCAUCACCUCCUUGUUGAGGCUGGAUUUAAUAACCCAGCAAUAUUUGCACUCGAGUAUACUUUGGUACCUGAUCAAGUUUACCCAAGACAGGUCCUCGAGGCACUUGAAGGUUACAAGCAUGUCCUCGAAGUCGUGCAAGACGCAUCCAAGAUCUGCGUUUCGGGAGAUUCGGCUGGCGGCUCAUUGAUUCUCAGCUUGUUGCUCGAGUUGGGCGCUCAGGCUGGCAAUCAAGACAAGAAGGGCAUGAAGGUCAACAUCCGGGGCGGCCUCUCGGAUACGACUCCACCUCAUAUGCCUCUCCCGCGUAUGGCUACACUAAUUUCGCCAUGGAUAACACUGAUGUCCAAUUUACAUUACAGCUCCAAAAGUGAUUUCUUGGACAAGAGAACCUUGUGGAAAUAUGCACACGAGUAUGCAGGAGAGAACAUGGUUCAACAGCAACCGGCUUCUCCCGGUGACUGCGUCGAUGAGGGGCUCUGGAGAGCAGCCAGUCCCGAACGAGGAUACUUCAUCGUCUUUGGAGAAGAGGAAGUGUUUGCGCCAGAUAUUGAAGAAUUUCUCAAGCGACAAGCCAAGAUUGGGAUUCAAGCUGAAGGACAGAAAUUCGACGGAGGAAUUCAUGCGUGGCCAGUAGCCUCACUAUUCCUAUCCAGUACAGAAGAUAAAAGGCUGCAAGGACUUCGAACUGCUGUCAAGGAGAUUAGAAGACGAAUGCUUGAAUGGGGUACGCUAAAUGGGGAUAGAGUAUAG